Messenger RNA from Daldinia caldariorum, 1153 nucleotides. Its product is annotated as RNA-binding domain-containing protein. Gene Ontology annotation, cellular component: nucleus. Gene Ontology annotation, molecular function: mRNA binding. Gene Ontology annotation, biological process: mRNA export from nucleus. NCBI's taxonomy places the organism in Eukaryota, Fungi, Ascomycota, Sordariomycetes, Xylariales, Hypoxylaceae. Bases 68 to 964 code for a protein of 298 amino acids. The record is from RefSeq and is a predicted model, not a curated record. The transcript has 8 exons.
UAUUGUAAAGCCGCGUCGAUUUAUUGCUGACGUCUACCCAAACAUCCAUUUUUGCAAUAACGUUAGAAUGGAUCGAAGUCUUGACGAGAUCGUUGCUGAAUCUCAGCAAAGAAAACGAGGCUCCAGACCUCGCCGAGGUGGUGGAAGCCGGCCUCGAGAGCGCGACUCUUAUCCCCGCGACGGCGUAAGAAAGUCAACCAGAGAUGAUUCGAGAAACUUAGAUUCAGAGUGGGUUCACGACAAAUUUGAUGACCCCAGCUCUCGAAAUCGCCCGCGACACCCGAGACGACGACCUUCUCCAGACCGACUUCAGGAGACUCGUGGGACCAAGGUCAAAGUAGAGAAUUUGCACUACGAGCUCACGGAGGACGACCUCGAUGGAUUGUUCAACAAGAUCGGACCAGUAAUCAAACUGGAACUGUUGUACGACCGUGCUGGACGUUCCGAGGGCACAGCAUUCGUCACCUACGAGAAUCGCGACGACGCGAUGGAAGCGAUUAAACAAUAUGACAAUGCCAAUGCCAAGGGUCAGCCCAUUCGCUUGUCGAUUGUGUCAUCAGCACCUCGACGUAACCCCUUCGACACUGCGCAUAUGCCGGGUCGGUCAUUGGCCGAGCGUAUCACCCGCCCGCGCUCUCUCUCGCCCAGACGGUACUCGGAGAGAGACCGGGGCGUAGAUCGCUAUGUUCCAGGAGGUGGCAGUCGAUCCCGUAGCCCUCCUCGUCGACGCGGUGGCAGACGGCCUGGAGCUCGACACGAAGGACGAGAUGGGCGAGAAGGACGUGAGGGGCGUGAAGGUGGCGGUACACCAAAUGGGCGAGAGCGCGUUGGCCGAAAUGGCCGACCUAAAAAGACCCAGGAGGAGCUCGACGCCGAGAUGGCAGACUACUUCAACCCGGGCGGCAAUAACGAGGCGGCUCCAGCGGCUGAGAGGGCUGGCGACGACGUGGACAUGAUCGAAUGAUCGGCUCCCAAAGGGACAUUCCUUAUACUUGUAUUAUGCUACGGAUUAUUCUAACCGGCUAGAGAAAUAAGACUGCUUUUCGUUUCGGCUGCUUGUAUGAUGAUGCAUCGAAUCGUCGUGAUUUCGUCUUUUGUUUAUAUUUAGUGGUCUUGUAGAGCUUUCUCGUUGUAUCUACCUACCUUACCUAGU